Messenger RNA from Armigeres subalbatus, 1672 nucleotides. RefSeq lists its product as uncharacterized. The record is from RefSeq and is a predicted model, not a curated record. Lineage: Eukaryota; Metazoa; Arthropoda; Insecta; Diptera; Culicidae. Gene Ontology annotation, molecular function: nucleic acid binding; zinc ion binding. The transcript is spliced from 2 exons. Bases 131 to 1546 code for a protein of 471 amino acids.
GUCUCCGCCUAGGAGGCCAGAGGCAAUAGUCGGCAGCUCAGUGCGCAGCGCCAGCGUGGGUCACUCAACCUUCCUCUCGGCUAUAAAAACGCCGGAAGGGGUUAUUGACGGCCCAUGGCUUGUGGAGGCGAUGAACCGCAAACGCGAUGGGCUUUCGGCCUUCGAGGUGGCGACGGAACAGCUGGACGCCAUCAUCGACUUUGCGUCAUCGAAGCAUAAUAUCAGCAAGGACCUCAAGAGGAGCUUGCAGAAACUUCGAAAGUCGAUGCUGGACGCCAAGCUGGAGAGGGCGGUCGGGACGGCCAAGUGUAAACCCGUGAAAUCGGUGGAGUCGAGGUCUACCCAGACUGAGGCCCAAGGAUUCGCGGACUCGGGCAAGGUCGAGUCGACCGAAGGCGUGCCAGCUAAGACGGUGGUGCCAAAGUCUACCCAGACUGAGGCUCAAGUAUUUGCGGGUACGUCGGGGGUGACUACUCCAACGGAGCAGACACAAAAACGGGGGAGACAGUCUCCAGGGGAUGAGCUCCCUGGGGGCCGCUCCAAAACGCGGAGGGUUACUACCCCGAACAAGGGUAGUGGGGCUGGGAAGCUGAACCCCGGUCAGGUACCUCCAAAACCGGGGGAGGAAGGACCUGGAAAGGUCCGUCCACUCAGGCAAGACGGUGAUAAGGGGUUACGGCAGGCUGAAAGUUCUCAGCCGCACCAGACCAGGGAAAUAGAGGGGAAUGACGCCUCCUGGACCCUGGUCAAGAACAAGAGGAAACCGAAGACGUCAAGGGCCGAAAAGAAGGCCCAGGCGAAUGAGGGUAGCAAGAAGUCUAGGGUAGGCGCCAAUCGCUCCAGGGGCGAUGCCCUAGUCAUCACGGCGGACGAGGCUAAGUACUCGGAUGUUUUGAAGGCGAUGAGGAGUGACGUCAAGCUCGGUGAACUCGGCGCCGACGUACGUCGAAUAAGACGUACCCGGAUGGGCGAGAUGAUACUCGAGCUGAAGCGGGGCGUCUCGCAAAAGGGCGCCGCCUGCAAGAAGUUGGCGGAGGAGGUCCUAGGCGAGACGGCCAAGGUGAGGGCACUCACGACGGAGGUGAAUCUAAGGGUUAAAGACCUGGACGAGAUCACUGAAGUCGAAGAGCUCGUCACGGCACUGCGGCGACAGUGUGAAGUGGAGACGCCCACCGCAGCCGUUCGGCUACGGAAAGGUCCGGCAGGGACGCAGGUAGCAUUGGUUCGGCUAUCUGCAGCGGACGCCUCCAAGGUAGUCAAGUUAGGGAGCGUCAAGAUGGGAUGGUCGGUAUGCCCUGUGCGCAUAUACGAGCAACCCGAAGUUUGCUUCAAGUGCCUGGAACCGGGGCACAAGCAAUGGGACUGCAAAGGCCCUGACAGAAGCAAUCUCUGCCGACGCUGCGGAUUGGAGGGACAUAAGGCACAAUGCUGCACGAACCCUCCCAAUUGUUUGAUUUGUUCCAGCAAAGCUGUGAACAGCAAGCACCCCAUGGGGGGCUCGAUGUGCCCGGCGUUUAAGCGUGCUGCAAAAUCAAAGUGCAGGUAAAGCAGCUGGCUUGCUCGGCUUCGCCCGAGUGUUUGGUGUGCGCAGGUUUAGAGGAAACGGCGGAACACGUGUUGUUCGUGUGCUCACGUUUUCGCGCAAUGCGUGACCACAUGCUUGCCACAUGUG